AUGGAAAAGCUUCUUAUUAGCACGGAAACCUUUCGAGAUGAGUUCUUAUUUGAAACGAAUUCAAAUGUUUUCGAAAGCUUCAAGAAUUCUAAACCGUCUGAAGAGGAUCAAGAUUUCAGUUUAGAUGAGCCUCGGCCUAUGUCAGUGCAAAACGAGAAAAAUAUGCAAAAACAAGAGAAAAAUGAUGUUGCUUCUGACAAUGAGAAAAAGGAAGAGAUCCUAUUUGGAGAGGAGCAAGAGGAGAUGACAACUCUACUCGAUAAUGUUGAAGAAGGUUAUAUGUCCGACUACGAAAAUGACAGUGAAAAUGGUUGUGAUAGUUCUAAUUUUGGCGACAGCGAUAUUGAUGAUGAAUAUAGUGACGAUAGUUCUAAUUUUAGUGACGAUGAUGAUAACAAUGAUCUGAAUUUGCGCGCGGACGAGUUCAUUGCGAAGAUUAAUGAAAGAUGGAGGGCUGAACGGUUGAUAGAGUACAAUUUAUACAUAGUUAACUAA
Messenger RNA from Papaver somniferum (opium poppy), 495 nucleotides. Its product is annotated as probable DNA-directed RNA polymerase subunit delta. Bases 1 to 495 code for a protein of 164 amino acids. The transcript is spliced from 2 exons. Lineage: Eukaryota; Viridiplantae; Streptophyta; Magnoliopsida; Ranunculales; Papaveraceae. The record is from RefSeq and is a predicted model, not a curated record.